ACUAUAACUACGCCCUUUUCAGGGAAUUCCCCAUCAGAAGAGUCAGAGGAGCGUGACAAGGAGCCCCGGACCCUGACCUACCCAGCGUACAUCGCCAGCUUGCUUGACUCUGGUGCCAAGCGCAUGGCAGUGGGGGUGCGCAUGGACUGCAGCAGCCAGGGUCAGUGCCCGUACUCCUGCCACCUCUGCCACAUGAGCCCUGGGCCUGGGCGUACAGCCGAGCCUGUCCUGCUCCAGAUCACUAAGGCUGCCCCGCUCUAUGAGCUGGUCUCCAACAACCACACCUACCAGGUACAGAAAGCUUGCACUAAAAACCUUGGUUUAACCCCAUUUUUGCAGUCCCAGACACAUUUUCAGGAGUGGAUUCCUAAAAGCAUAAAUAAGCUAAAGUGAUACUGGCAAGAGCAGUGUGCAAAUUAUUUGCAUGCACCUGCAACAAGCAACCUCAGAUGUGCUUUUCCGAUUUUGAAUUCAGAGCAUAAAAGAACAUUCACCACCAAUAAUUGGAUGUCAAUUUAUACAUUCAAUCAUGCAGCGAGAGAAGCCCUUGUUUUGGGUACCACAGCGAAACACAUAUGCAAGAUGUUUGACAAUAGCGGUCGCAAAAUGUGAGAGGCUGUUCUCCGACAUAAAUAUGUUGUAAAAUUGUGUAGUGUAUGCCAGACAUAAGCCUACAUCAAUAUGUCAGACUGGCAAACGAUAAGCUAGAGGAUGAUUGCAUGACCCCCUAGAGGGCCAGAUGAUAUUGAUGCCUAGGCUCAGGCUGUGUGUUAUUGACAGUGUUUGCUCCAUCCUCCUGUCUCUUUGCAGGCACUGCAGGAGGCCAUGAUGAGCAUGCUGUGGUGUUCUGGGAAAGGUGACGUCAUUGAUGACUGGUGCCGUUGUGACUCAAAUGCGUUUGGGACGGACGGACUGCCAACAUGUGCCCCUCUCCCUCAGCCUAGGUUAGUCACUCAAAACAUUCUGUCUACGCGACUUGACAAACAAUAAGAUUGUAUGUAUUGAUAUCUAAAGAUGAGCUUGUCUUGUCAUGAUUUGUUGAGUUAGUUAGGUGUAACUCUCUUUAUUGUCUCCCAGGCUCAGGUUGUCCCACUCCUAUGAGCCCAGCAGUUCAUUGGUCAUCAUGGAAUGGAAUCACACUGAGCCACCAAUUGGGGUGCGGAUCGUGGAUUACCUCAUCAGCCAGGAGAAAGUGACAGAGAGGACAGACCACUCCAAAAUGGAAACAGGUACAUUCCUUCUCUGUUUCAGUUUUGAGGAAUGACUGUAUUUACGUUAAUUUCAUACAGUAUGUCCAUGUAUAAAUACAAAAACAGCCGUGCAUGGUUGCUAAAUGUUGAGGCAAGGCAAGGAAACCUCAAACUAUAUGUUACCACAGCAAAAUUCCAGAUUCUUAUAUUAAUGAUUUACAUUUGUUACUAUUGUAGUUUUGCAUAUAACCACAAGAUGGUGGUCAAUGCUAACAAUAGUGUGGUCUGCAUUUUAGAUUUCUAG
This is a messenger RNA of Coregonus sp. 'balchen', 1494 nucleotides long. NCBI's taxonomy places the organism in Eukaryota, Metazoa, Chordata, Actinopteri, Salmoniformes, Salmonidae. The record is from the annotation of a GenBank genome assembly.